Molecule: messenger RNA, 1782 nt
Organism: Trichobilharzia szidati
Lineage: Eukaryota; Metazoa; Platyhelminthes; Trematoda; Strigeidida; Schistosomatidae
Source: the annotation of a GenBank genome assembly
GAGACAAGGUCACGCAAUGUCCUUGGCAAAUCAAACGUAUGUAUCCUCUAAUUUAGAAUGGUAAAGGCUAUUGCAUUCCCCUUGAGGCCCUUUACCAUCAAAAUAAUUUUCUUGGCAUGUAUUCUUUUACUGUCCUUGCAGCUGAUAUUUUUUUAUUCCUCGAGUAUUGACGUUUCCAAUUUAGUUGGUCGAAUAAGUAAUUCAAAAAGUGUAAUCAGCAGUGGUAAACAUGCUCCCGUUGAUCGAUCGGAGGCAUUUGGUGAUAUGGGUCGUGCAGUUGUUAUACCUGCAUCAUUACAAGCAGAAUCGAAACGAACAUUUCAUGUGAAUGAAUUUAAUCUGGUUGCUAGCGAUUUAAUUGGUCUUCAUCGUAAUUUAAAUGAUUUUCGUCAUGCCAGCUGUCCACGUGUUUUACCUAUAGGCAAAUUGAUCCCCUACAAAACCAGUGUCAUCAUUGUAUUCCAUAAUGAAGCUUGGUCAACAUUGCUACGUACUGUACAUUCUGUUCUUGACCGUACACCAUCAGAAUUACUUGAAGAGAUUAUUCUUGUCGAUGAUGCUAGUACUCAAGAACAUUUAGGUCAACAAUUAGAUAAUUAUGUAAACAAGUUAAAUCAACAUGUACACGUUGAACGAAUGCAUAAUCGUAGUGGACUUAUCCGUGCAAGAUUACAAGGCGCAAAAAUUGCUAAAGGCAAAACAUUAACAUUUUUAGAUGCACAUUGUGAAGUAACUAUUGGUUGGUUAGAAACACUACUUGUACAUAUUGCUGAGAAUCCUAAACGUAUAGUCUGUCCUAUUAUUGAUGUUAUUAAUCAUGAUACAUUUGAAUAUCUACUUGGUUCUGAUCGUACAUGGGGUUCUUUCGAUUGGCAUUUCAGUUUUCAUUGGGAAAGUGUUGGUGAUAGAGAAAUUGAUAGACUUGAUGAUGAUCAUAGUAAACCGCUGAGAACGCCCACUAUGGCUGGUGGUCUAUUUACUAUUGUACGAGAUUAUUUUUAUGAGCUUGGCGCUUAUGAUGAAGGUAUGGAGAUAUGGGGUGGUGAAAAUAUUGAAUUAUCUUUUCGUGUAUGGCAAUGUGGCGGUGAACUGCUGAUUGAUCCAUGCAGUCGUGUUGGACAUGUGUUUCGCAAAUCAUCACCGUACACUUGGCCUGGUGGUGUUAGUAAUAUAUUGUACAAAAAUUUCGUACGAACUGCUCUAGUCUGGUUGGAUCAGUAUAGUCGAUUCUAUUUUAUGAUGAAUCCGUCUGCCUUGUCAGUUGAUUUUGGAAAUAUUACUGAACGCAAAGAACUUCGCCGACGGCUGGAUUGUAAAAGUUUCCGCUGGUAUUUAGAGAAUAUUUAUCCUGAAUCACCUGUCCCAAUUGAUGUUAUACGACUUGGUGAAAUUCGUCAUACCAAAACUGGUUAUUGUUUAGAUUCACUUGGUCAUAAAGUCGGUGAAUCUGUUGGUAUAAGCCGAUGUCAUGGACAAGGCGGUAAUCAAGUAUUUGCAAUAACUGAAAAAGGUGAAAUUCGUGUUUACAUAGGCUGUAUAGACGGUGGAGAUAAAAGGAAUACCGGAACUGGAAAGUUAAUAUUCCAUAGGUGUUCAAGUGAGAAUAUUGGUCAGGUAUUUGAAAUAUCUGGCAAGAAAAUAAUCCACAAAGCUACAAAACUGUGCCUUGUUGUGAUACCAGUAGUCAAGGUGUUACGACUCACACUAAGAGUAUGCUCUGAUUCAGAAGAUUUCAACUGGACUCUGCCGCCACUCUUCAAUGAUACAACAGUUCUCAUAUAA